AUGCAUCUAGCACCACUCCUAACAAUCCUCGCAACCCUGUGCUCCAUCACAACCGCCAUACCACUCGGACAAGAUCAAAGCCAGCCCACAACACCCACACCGUCCACCAACCCUUCGGCCUCGGCCUCACACACCCACUCGGCCACGGCUCCUGUGCGCACACCCGUCGGCCCGUACCAAUGCCCCCAGGAACAGUACAAGGCGUGCUGCCAGUCUCUUGAGCAGACUACACAGGAUGUCUUCACGUCGUUGGGCGAAGUUCUCCCGAUGGUGGGUGGGAUUCAAGUUAGCUCGAAGGUUUCCUUCCAAUGCAAUCGCAUGACUGAUAAUGCCGACCCGGCUACUUGCAAGGGUCAUGGAUAUACGCCCAUGUGCUGCUCGAACAAAAUUAACGGCGAUGCUGUCAGCAGCUGCAAGUCUUUUGAGUCUGCCAAGGAGAAAUAUUAUCAAUCCCUCGGUUACAAUGUUGAUGAGGAGUCUACUACGGAGUUGGUCAAUGAUGUGAUGUCAUAA
Penicillium verhagenii is the source of this 513-nucleotide messenger RNA. RefSeq lists its product as uncharacterized. The record is from RefSeq and is a predicted model, not a curated record. Bases 1 to 513 code for a protein of 170 amino acids. The transcript is spliced from 3 exons. NCBI's taxonomy places the organism in Eukaryota, Fungi, Ascomycota, Eurotiomycetes, Eurotiales, Aspergillaceae.